Molecule: messenger RNA, 2027 nt
Organism: Gigantopelta aegis
Lineage: Eukaryota; Metazoa; Mollusca; Gastropoda; Neomphalida; Peltospiridae
Product: telomere repeats-binding bouquet formation protein 2-like
Exons: 7
Coding region: 151-966 (271 amino acids)
Biological process (GO): meiotic attachment of telomere to nuclear envelope; homologous chromosome pairing at meiosis
Cellular component (GO): nuclear inner membrane
Source: RefSeq, a predicted model, not a curated record
GAAAAACCUCUGAAAUGAACGACAUGCUGAUGAAAACAAAUCGGAUGUUGAUUGCGCGAACCGUGCACGAGAAAACAAAGUGAACGGAGUUGGAAGCAUAACGCAGUUGUGGACGUUGACGAUAAGUCAGUUUUCUCCAAUACCAAAUAUAUGGGUCCAGAGACGGAACUUGCCAAACAUAUAAAAAUGUUUCAUGGCCUUUCUGCCUGGUUCUCACAGAGUGUUGCAGCCAAGAGGAAACGGUUGUGGAAACAACAUGGUGGAGAAGAGGUGGACUUUGAUGAUGCCAAGUUUAUUUUUAGUGAAGACAGCGAAUGUGAUGACACAAAGAGACUGUACCAGAGUGAUGAGUACCUCAAUGAGUGUCUGGCGAUAUUCCACGCCAGCUACAUCAACCAAUGCGUCAAGGAGGAGGAUGUGGGGAAAGUGGUCUUGGGAAAGUAUUUUCUGCCUCCCACAGACAUUCAGAAAUUGACCAAGAUGAACUGGGAUUGGGCGAAGAUACCAGAUGGUGAAAGUACAAAUAGUGAGGAUGAAUCUGAAGAAGAGUCGACGUCACAGAACAAAACCAACACCACGAGAAAGAAACCUUCCGCUCACCCAGAAACCGUGGUUACUGGGAGCAAAGACGACAAGACAAGGAAAAAGCCUGCCUCACAGGUAACCAUGGUAACAGAUAACACCACAAGAAAGAGACCUUUCUCUCGUACAGAUAACGUGGCAACACAGAGCAGAGAUGACACCACAAGAAAGAAACCGGCUACUCAGGUCACCACGGCAACAGGUGGCAAAGAGAAAGUUUCAACUGGUCCAAGCAACAAAGUGAUGGAGAAAACACAGAAAUUAACCAUAACCGACGCAGUUCACAUAGACACACUGCCACGAAUAACUGGUCUUAUUGAAGACCUGGUACCUGGUCAGCACAAUUUUCAAGUUUACCUGAAGACGCCGUGCCCUCAAUCAUAAGGAUGUCUUUGUCUUACAUGCAAGACUUUAACCGUUUAUUUGAAAGUCUUUUUCUGGUGUGGGGAAACAGAUUCCUGAAUUCCUCAUCUUGUGGUGUACCAUUCAUGUAGGCAGUUUUAAAAACAAAACAGAUCAUAAGUGCUCUUACUAGGUGUUUUAUAAAUUGGAAAUCUUUUGAAAUUGGACACUGCAUUUGAUGGACUUUGAUAAAUUUUAGAAGCAGUUCUCUUACUAUAACCUGUCUAAAAAGGUUUAAAACCCAUUAAUUUUCACGAUUUUAGGGUAUAUAGUUAUUACCAUUUGUACCCUCUGGCAGAAACCCUGGUUUAUCUAGGAUUGCUGAUGUUGUGUGCACAUCAAGUCAAAUGAUCACAUUUCUAUUCAUCGUGUUGUUUUACUGGUUUGCAUGUGUGACUGUAAAUCUGGAACCUGAUUUACAAACAGUGUAAUGUGUACUUUCAAGUCAUAUCGAAAACUCAACUGAGUUCAGUGUUAUUAUGGAGGGAGAACAAAGGAAGAUGAAGAUGGUGGAAAUUGGGAUGGGUGCAAAGUGUUUAAUGCAUCAAAUACAGUAUGUUGAAAAAAUUUGGAAAGGGGGUGGGUUGCAAAGUGUUUAGUGCACCAAAUGCUGUAUGUCAAGUGUUGAAUCCUGUGCCAAAGCCGUUUAUGCUGCAUUUUGGCCCAAUAUGUCAAAAGGGUCUGUGAAAGGAGUUGGGGUUGUGUGCAUACCUCUAAACAGACUUUAAAGGGAGACUACUUGUGCCAGUUUACUGUUUGUUCAGUAUAUGUGCACACCCUGUACUGCCUCUGAAGACCUUUUAACAGUAUUUAAAGGGAAAUUACUGGUGUAGGUUUACAGUUUGUUUUGGUGAAUUUUCUUCAGAAGUCAAGAAGUCUGGAGAUGUCUAGUAUGAAGUGUCAGAAUUAUCAGGUGGAAGUUUAUGAUCUCAAAACCAUUAUACUAAUAUCAUGACAGAAUGUCAAACAUUGUUGUUUUUAUUGUUGAACAAAGAAUAAAAGGCUUUGUUUUGAUUAUAAAUAUAAUAAAUAAAUGUAUUAUG